Molecule: messenger RNA, 1638 nt
Organism: Parastagonospora nodorum SN15
Lineage: Eukaryota; Fungi; Ascomycota; Dothideomycetes; Pleosporales; Phaeosphaeriaceae
Exons: 2
Coding region: 1-1638 (545 amino acids)
Biological process (GO): carotene catabolic process
Molecular function (GO): carotenoid dioxygenase activity
Source: RefSeq, a predicted model, not a curated record
AUGACAGUCCAAGAGGUCAUCUGGCCAAACGAUGCCGGCUUCGACACCAGUUACGAAGAACUCGAACCAGUAGAGCUUGCAGUAAAAGGAGAAAUACCAUCGUUCGCGGCUGGUGUUUUAUAUCGAACUGGACCUCAGGGCUAUAAAGCAACAACUGACGAUGGCAAAAUUUGGGCAGCCAAGCAUUGGUUUGAUGGCUUCUCUUGCGUCCAUCGUUUCCAAAUCGACUUCCCUGAACCUAAUGGCCCCGCAAAAGUCCAGUACCGAUCAAGGCGCAAUUGUGAUAAGUACCUCGAGAUGGUCAGAAAGACUGGAAGAGUCGACGGCUUCACAUUUGCCUCGAAGCGCGACCCAUGCGAAAGCUUUUUCAAGAAGGUCAUGGGCAUGUUCGUCAAAUCACCCAGUACACAGAAUGUUGGCGUUACGCUAUCGAUCAACAUGCCUGGAGGAUACACUGCGAGUUCCGAGAAGUCUGGGGUCAAUGGACAUACAAACUCACUCCAAGCAUUGCAUGCCAAAACGGAUUCGUCUGUGUUCAAAAAGAUUGAUCCGGAGACACUCGAGCCACAGGGCAUAGCAAGUCAGCAGUCGCUUCAUCCGCAGCUGAAUGGGGAAUACUCAGCUGCGCACGCCAAGUCCGACCCGGUUACUGGAGACAUCUUCAACUUCAACUUAAAGCUAGGAAGACCUUCGAUUUACCGUGUCUUUGGCACCUCCGCAUCAACUGGCGAAACGACUGUCCUGGCUACCUUCGAAGGCACAGCAGCGUACAUUCACUCUUUGUUCCUCACCGAGAACUACGUCGUACUAUGUGUCUGGAACAGCCAUGUGGCCUGGUAUGGCAUCCCCCUCCUAUACCACAAGAACGUCGUCGAUGCCACCGCGCCGUUCGAUCCCAACUCUAAAGCAAGCUGGUACGUGGUCGAUCGCAAACACGGCAAAGGGCUUGUCGCAACCUACGAGAGCGACCCGUUCUUCUGCUUCCACUCCGUCAACGCAUGGGAAGAGCCCAACAGCACCGACCCGAGCAAAACCGACAUCAUCACUGAACUCAGCAUGUUCGAGAACACAGAUGUCAUCGAGCGAUUCUACUACGACAACCUCGUCUCAUCCAUCGCAAAUCCCGAAUAUGCGGGCAAUAAGCGCCUUUCCUGCUUGCCCAUGCAAGCGCAAUUCCGUCUCGCGAGUAUCGAAUCAGGCGCGAGCGCCAGCACGCCCAUGCCCGCAGAGCUCCUCUUCCAAGCCGACAAGAUGAUCUCCAUGGAACUUCCCACCAUCAACCCACGCUACCUGACCCGUCGCCAUCGCUUCUCAUACGGCUGUGUAGACCGCUUGAAGUCAUCCUUCAUGGACGGAAUAGUCAAGUUCGACAACACUACGCAAAAGUCUAUCUUCUGGGAGGAGGAAGGACAUACACCCGGUGAGGCGAUAUUCAUCGCUGAUCCAAAUGGUACGGCUGAAGAUGACGGCGUGCUGUUGACGGUCGUGCUGGAUGGACAUAUUGAUAAGAGCUAUCUGCUUGUGUUGAAUGCGAAGGACUUGAAGGAAUUGGGCCGCGCGGAGAUGCUUGGACCGAUGGCUUUUGGCUUUCAUGGUGCGUACAAGGGCGCGGAGAGGAGAUAUGAUGGAGACAUCUAG